Molecule: messenger RNA, 966 nt
Organism: Coniosporium apollinis CBS 100218
Lineage: Eukaryota; Fungi; Ascomycota; Dothideomycetes
Exons: 1
Coding region: 1-966 (321 amino acids)
Biological process (GO): maturation of 5.8S rRNA; maturation of LSU-rRNA
Cellular component (GO): preribosome, large subunit precursor
Source: RefSeq, a predicted model, not a curated record
AUGCCUUCGAAAACGCCAGUCGCGUUAAAGAGGAAGCGAACGCAAGAUGGCCUGCGAGGCAAACCAAAGCCAAAAGCGAAGUUCUCGAAGCGGCGACGAGUCGAGUAUCACAGCUCAAGCGAUGAAGAUGAACCCACCGCGAAGGAGGACUUCAGUGCCGCAAACUUGACAGGUUUGGGCGAAAGAAGGCCGACAGAGGCACACGAAGAGGAGAGCCGAACCGUCCAGGGGGAGGAUGAGGAGGAGGAGACCCCUGCGCAGCUAUCUGAAGAAGACGAAGAGCUGGCACAGGAGCAGGAAUCCAAGGCGAUAGGCGUGCAGGAAGCAGAUGAGGAGGACGCGGCAGACCCAGCGCAUGACCAGAAUCCAGUAUUGUCCGAAGAGGAUGAAGUAUCCGAAGAGGAAGACCAGGACCUCACAGAUGCGUCCUCUGCAUCGGAGUCGGAAACGUCCACCAAUGCGCCCUCGAAGAAGCGGAAACGGAAUGAUCCUGAUGCUUUCGCGACAUCAAUGUCGAAGAUCCUCGGAUCAAAAUUGACAACCUCAAAGCGCUCCGAUCCGAUCCUAUCGCGCAGUAAAGACGCUUCGACCGCAAGCAAAGAGCUUCAAGACGCCAAGCUGGAAGCCAAGGCUCGUCACAAGAUACGGCAAGACAAGAAGGAUGCGCUUGAAAAAGGCAGAGUGAAGGAUGUAAUGGGACUUCAGACGCCUGGUACUUCGACAGCAGAGAUUGUGGAAGAGGAGCGGAGGUUGAAGAAGACGGCGCAGAGGGGUGUUGUCAAGCUUUUCAACGCAGUGCGCGCCGCUCAGGUCAAGGGCGAGGAGGCAGCGAGGGACGCCAAGAAGAGUGGUGUGGUGGGCGUUGGCAAGAGGGAAGAGAGGGUUAAUGAGAUGAGCAAGCAAGGCUUCCUGGAUCUGAUCACCAGUGGCGGAGCGAAGAAGAUGGCUACGUCUCAGGAAGCAUGA